AUGCAAAGUUUAGCGGUAAAAACAAGUAUUGGUGGUAAUGUUGGUGAUAUUGGCGCAUUUUGUCGAUCAGAUAUAAGUUAUUUAACGUGUCAAUCUCCAAAUUCUUUUUGCGCCAACAACGUUUGCACUUGCGCUCCGUUUUUUGAACUUGUCAACGAUGAAUGUGUUAUGAAACCAAGCAAAACUUUGAGUAUGGAGUGUAAAACGUGGAAAGAAUGUGAAGAGGAAGGAGAGUACUGCCGAAGUAGUAGUGGAAAAUGCGAAUGUCUGUCGAAUUAUUUUGUGCUGGGCGGGAAAUGUAGACCAGUGAUUUAUCCGGGUCAAAUUGGUUGUGAAGACUCAAGGCAAUGUGCAAAAGCUUAUCCAGGAGCAUUUUGUACAGGUCAAAACAAAUGUCAAUGUCCAGAUGGUCUGCAAGCCGCAGCAUUUACCUGUUUACAAGGUCAGUUAGCAUAUGAUCUUAUAUUCUAA
Messenger RNA from Thelazia callipaeda (thelaziosis nematode), 471 nucleotides. Lineage: Eukaryota; Metazoa; Nematoda; Chromadorea; Rhabditida; Thelaziidae. The record is from the annotation of a GenBank genome assembly.